CACCUGACAUCACCCUAAAAUCAGGAACCAGCAGCAGGCUCUCUCUCACACACACUCACACACACACACACACACAUACCCAAAAAUAAAGAAGUAACAAACAGAAAGCCCUGUCCUUUUUGGUCACGCUUGCUGUUAGGCUAACUUGCUACUUGCUCUGACUGUAUCUUUAGCCGCUUUCUGUUGAUUUCAAGGGCCCUGGAAAGCAGCAGUGUGGCCCCCACUGGAUAAGGUGUUUGCGGGUGUGUGUGUGUGCGAGUGUGCAUGCGAGCGGCGUCCGAGAUCUUUGGUUUCAUUUGGUAAGAGGAAAUUUAGUUGUGCAAUGGCUCGGGGACAGUUUUGAAAGCCAUUGAGAGGGUUAGCGCGAAGAGCUAGAGCUAGAGCGAAGCCGAGAAGACCCCAUAUGUUGCCUUCGUACAGAAUGGAGGGGUACAUCAUCCCACCUAAAAUAACCCGGACUGGCUGGAUGUCACAGACACCUUCUGAAUUUAAAGAUUACUGGGCCCUUGUAAACAAAGAUCCGACGGAAGAGCUGAUCUAUGAGACGGACAUCUAUCGACCGCCGAUGGAGUAUCCGUACAUAAUCGAUGGAGAGAGUGGCCAAAGUGAUCACACCUGGGAGUACAACCCGCACCACGUCCACCAGGGAGACUUCGAGAACCUGUCGGAGAACCACUUCACAGAGCUGCAGAGUGUUCCCCCGGUCCACCCGUCCAGCGUGCACCGCUACGCCGAUGUGGAGCCCAGUCACUUUCUCGACCCGGGGCUGACCGGACCCCACCUGGCCCUCUCCCCCCAACAGGUGACCUACCUGCCCCGGCCUGUCUGUUACCCCCACAUGCAACAGUCACCCCUAAUGAGAAGCUCGGACGAUGAUGACCCCGUAAGCCGUAGCCCACCACUAGAGGUGUCUGAUGAAGAGUGUAUGAGGGACCACAUCAGCUCCACUACUGGAGUAGAACAUGGAAACAAGAAGAAGAUUCGUCUGUAUCAGUUCCUGCUGGACCUUCUGCGAAACGGGGACAUGAAGGACAGCAUCUGGUGGGUGGACAGAGAAAAGGGAACUUUCCAGUUCUCCUCCAAACACAAAGAGGCCCUGGCCCACCGCUGGGGCGUGCAGAAGGGCAAUCGCAAGAAGAUGACCUACCAGAAGAUGGCCAGGGCGCUGAGAAACUACGGCAAGACCGGAGAGGUCAAAAAGAUCAAGAAGAAGCUCACCUACCAGUUCAGCGGCGAGGUGCUGGGGAAGAGCCAUCUAGAGAGGAAGCUGUAUGGAAGCUGCAUGUGAAGAGAUGAGAGAAGUAAGAGAAGAGAAAAAGAAAGAACGAAAGAAAGAAGACAGAGACUUGGUGCAAAUAAAGAUGAUCUCUUUCUCUCUGUUUUAAGAAAUGAGUUCCGCUCAUUCGGACUUUUGGAGCUUUGAACUUGUUUCCCGUUUUCCUUGAUAUUAUUGAUAUUCCUUGAUUAUUUUAUCAUAUUCACUGUUGCAUUAAUGAGAGGAACUUUCUGGAACUGUCUAUCUAUAAACUUUCUCUCCAUUGGUUAUGAGUCUAAAUGUGCUAAGCAAAAGCACACAUAUGAAAAUAUAGUAUAUAGAAAAAAAAACACACACACACACAUAUUCAGUGUUUGUCACAUACACUGCCCGUCUAAAAAAUGAAAUAAAAUUAAGCAAAGAGGUAAGAUCAUCCCAUUGGAUAAUUACUGCAUAGGCGAUUAAGAUAUAUUUGAGCUUAACUGAUGCAGGGAGUAGCUUCUCAUUUGUUAAAAAGAAAUCAAACAAUCAUGUGGUAAGACUCCUAUGAUCCUGUAAUCGUGGAAAAUAUUAAGUUCAAAUCAAAUAUAUUAGCAUGAAUCAAUAAUGCAGAAAAAAACAUACUAAGCAGAUGCUGAAACUACUAAAAUUGGGUUUAGAACUGUCCAAUCAAUGCAUUAUUAUUAAAAAGUAGAAAGAAAGUCACAGAGCAUCAGGGUAAGAAGAGAGGCAGCUGAAGAAGUGAUGCACCCAUCAUGCCUAGUGCCUACUGUACAAUAAUGUGGGGUUGCUGCCGCAGUUGGUCUGCAGGUUUAGGUUCAGCAACAGUAUGUGCUGAAAGAAUGAGGUCAGCUGACUACCUAAAUAUACUGAAUAUAGACCAGGUUAUUCCAUCAAUGGAUUUUUUCUUCCCUGAUGGCACGACCAUAUUCCAAGAUGACGAAAAUGCCAGGAUUCAUGGGGUUGGAAUUGUGAAAGAGUUCAGGGUUCAGGGAGCCUGAGAUCAUCAUUUUUACACAUGGAUUGAAUGGAGUCCACCACAGAGUCCAGACCUUAACCUCAUUGAGAAUCUUUGGGAUGUGCUGGAGAAGAGAGGCUUUGCACAGUGCUUCAGAUCUCCUAUCAUCAAUACAACAAGAUCUUAGAUAAAAAUUAAUGAAACUCUAGACAGAAUUGCUGAAGCUUAUCGAAACAAUGCCACAGCGAAUGCAUUUCGUAAUCAAAACUAAAGGCGGUCCAACCAAUCAAAUACUAGACUGUGAGAACUUUUUUUUUUUUGGCCAGGCAGUGUAUACACACAAAAUACACAUUCACACUCCACUCCCCUCCACUCACACUGUAGCAAAUAAUUAUACACAGUAUACAUACAUAUAUAAUAAUACAAGCACAGUGUGUUGCAAAAUUAAACCCAGCGACUCGUGAGCAGGAGCAGCCGCUGGCUUCUGCGCUGAGCAUGAUGGGAGAAAAAAAAAAUCACAAAAAUACAAAAGCAGAAGUGAAAACAAAUGACACAGGCUCACGCUGUACGGAAAAUACAGCUCGUCUCGUCUGGCCAGAACACACUCAGUGACUUUUGGUCUCUGUUUUUACCCGCCUGUUGAGGGUGCUUUUCUGAACAACACUUUAAAACGGUAAAUAAAGGUUAAAACAUGGUUCCAGUGACUUGGAUUACAAAUGUAGAUUAAAAAAAAAAAGUUCUUCUUUUAGAGUUGCGCUUGUCAUUUAAACGGUUUUAUACUGAGUACCAGACAAAAGUUUGGACACGCCUUAAAUUCAGUGUUAAAUUUCUGUAUCGUAGAUGAAUAAACUUAAACUUUACAAACUAUGAGGAAACAUAUGGAAUUCUUAAGCAAACAAAAAGUAUUAAACAAAACAUCUCUGCUGGAUUUUCUCAGUCAGCUUUAUGAGGUAGAGUCACAUGGAAUUCAAGCUUUAAGUUAACAGCUGUGCUGAACCAGUCAAGAGUUAAUUACUUGAAUUUCUUGUCUCUUAAUGGGUUUGAGAGCAUCAGUUGUAAAGUAGUGAAGAGGUAUACAGUUGAGGAGUUGGUAGACAGUGAAUAACCCUAUAUAAAUAAUGUUCUAAUUCAUAUUAUGAAAAGCAAGGACUACUCAACUAAGGAAAGAAAAAUAUUACAUAAGAAAAAUAAUGGACAUUCAGUCAGAAAAAAAUCAAGAACUUAUAAGAAAUUACCCUCAAGUGCAGUCAGCACAAUGACCAUCAAAAAUGUUAUGAUGAAACUGGCCCUAAUCAGGACCAUCCCAGAAAAGGAAGAGUAAGAGCUACCUCUGUUGCACAGGAUAAGUUUAUCAGAGUCACCAGCCUCAGAAUUUUGGUUUGUUUAACACUUUUAAGUUACUACAUGCUUCCUUAUGUGUUUCUUCAUAGUCUGGAUCACUUCACUAUUCAUUUACUAUGUAUGAAAAAAAAAAAAAAAACAUUUGAGGAGAAUGUACUGUAUAUCAAAAAAACUUCUCCAAAAAUUCUUGAGAAAAACUUUUGAACCAUCAUUUUUUAAAAUUAAAUACUUGUAAAAGUAAAAAAGAAAACACCCCCAAAUCAGAAAAUGUUGAAGAAUAGUAUGUAUAGUAAAAUAACAAUCAAUUCCUAAAUAAUUAUUUUAUAUUUUGAUUUAAGGGGACUGUUUGGAACGUGCUUCAGGUCUGAAAUGCAGGAAUGGAUGUACAUAUAUGUUUUAUAAUAAAUUAAAUGAGGUUGAGAAGAUAAAAUAUGAAAUGCGUUGGGUUCACACUGUCUGCAUUAAAAUUAAAGACAAAGGAACUGGACAGUAUUAUAAAGAGCUGGGCAAUAUUGGCAAUAUUUAAUUUAAUUGUGAUAGAUUUGCUAUUAUGAUACAUGAUACACAUCUAUAUUAUAUAGUAUAUUGUGGAUAUCAUUAGUGCUUAAAAACACACUGACCUUCAUGACUUUCAUCACAUUUUAGUACAGAAAGUGUAAUUAGCCUGUUUAUUGGAUGUGCAAAAACUUUUUUUUAAAGGUUUUUAUUAAAACCACUGUAUUUAAAAAAAACUGUAGUAUAAUUUAAUAGUUAUAUUAUGUAUUAAGGCUGCACAACAUUGGAAAUGAAAUAUAUUGCAAUAUUUUGUUGCUCUGCAAUAAUAAAAAUACAGGAAUUAACACCAAACUUAACUAGAAGUCAAUAAUCUGACAUGUGAUAUUAAUAAAUAUGAACAGUGUGAAUUGCAUGCAUUGUGCAGCCAUAUCACGUACUGUGAAAUUAGUUUAAAUAAUGUGAUACACAAAUUUUUACCAUAUCGCCCAGCUCUACUCUACUCAGCCUGUCUUAACUAUGUUUCUACUAUUGGGGUUGUAAGAAAAACAAGAUGAAUGAAUAAUACAUUUUCUUUCAUCAUUUGUCUUCUAUGGGUUAAAGGUAUAUUUAAAAAAAGAACAUUUGACUAUUCAUAUCUGUGAGUUUUGAGUUUUUUCAGACUUGAUAUCGACUAAUAUCAACACUUAUAACAGUAAAGGACUUCCAAAGCCAGAUUUUAAAUUGUACAGUAAUACACAAAUGGUCAUAUGUCUACAGCUAGACUCAAUUCUAAAGAUAUUGGUGCAUUUUAUUUUGUAUUUUUAUUUUGUUUUGUAUUUCCUUCAGCUGUUAAGAGUGUGUGUGUUUGUUUGUUUGUUUGGGUUGCCAUGUUUUGUUGCCAUGUUUUUCAAUAAUCAAUCUUUAAUCUUGGUUAUGGGUAUGGUUGAUUUAUGAGAACAAUAUUUUAUACAGCGAUAUUGAUGUACAUGUAAAUUA
This is a messenger RNA of Astyanax mexicanus (Mexican tetra), 5024 nucleotides long. RefSeq names its product Spi-1 proto-oncogene b (gene spi1b). The record is from RefSeq and is a predicted model, not a curated record. Gene Ontology annotation, biological process: cell differentiation; regulation of transcription by RNA polymerase II. The transcript has 6 exons. The coding region runs from base 404 to 1288 and encodes 294 amino acids. Lineage: Eukaryota; Metazoa; Chordata; Actinopteri; Characiformes; Acestrorhamphidae. Gene Ontology annotation, cellular component: nucleus. Gene Ontology annotation, molecular function: sequence-specific DNA binding; DNA-binding transcription factor activity, RNA polymerase II-specific.